This is a messenger RNA of Daphnia magna, 2719 nucleotides long. RefSeq names its product serine/arginine repetitive matrix protein 2. The record is from RefSeq and is a predicted model, not a curated record. Lineage: Eukaryota; Metazoa; Arthropoda; Branchiopoda; Diplostraca; Daphniidae. The coding region runs from base 92 to 2371 and encodes 759 amino acids. The transcript has 2 exons. Gene Ontology annotation, molecular function: DNA binding. Gene Ontology annotation, biological process: DNA recombination; DNA integration.
AACAAAAGAAAAACAAAGGAACAUCGCUCCCUUCCCUUCCUUGGGUAGUGCCUGGGCCUCAGACUUUUUUAAGCUCUUACCAAGUGCAGUCAUGGCUAGUCCAAGCUCUUCAAGCAGUGUAAGUGAUAGUUCCUUAGGCGUUUCAGGAUCGCGGGUUUCUCGCAGCCCGUCUUUGUCAGCUUUGGAUCUGCCCCUCCGGGUACCACGCUCGUCUUCACCAGCCCCACGUGGUGAUCGAGCCCAUCUAUUGCGUAGAAGCCGCUCACGCUCGGUGCGUAGGAGCCGCUCACGCUCGGCACGUAGAAGCCGCUCACGCUCGGCGCGUAGAAGCCGCUCUCGCUCAGUACGAAGGGGCCACUCACGCCCUUCACGUAGAAGCCGGUCACAUUCGGCGCGUCGAGAUCGCUCCAGUUCGCCCAUCGCCCGUGGUAGCCGCUCCUUUUCCCGCGAUUUUCGGUCACCCGGCCGGGUGCGGCAUGGGCAGCCUGACGAUUCUUUUCACGUCGAAUUUUCAGUCGACAGGAAGUCAACGAAACGGCUGCGGAAGCUUUUAGCGUGUGGUGCCAGUUCAUCAGACUCAAGAGCCCUGAGAGAGCGUUACGAGCCAAAAUUUGGGAGUAGCUCCUUCCAGCUGAAAGCCCCAUCGCUAGACUCUUCGAUGAAGAGGCGACUGGUCGCGGUUCGAAAUGGGAAUAACGCGCGUUCUCAGACCACCAGGCUAAACGACCCAAUGGAGAAAUCGCUGACUGAAAUUCAGCUAAAGAUAAUGGAUGGCAUACGUCCCCUCCUUCAUUUAAAGAGUGAGCUGGAUCGCCUAGGUGCCAGUCGCAGCCUGAAACGGGCAGCUAGCACUGCCUUAAGUCUGGUGGGAAACGCCUUCUCGGAGGUAACGAAGAGACGAAGACUCAAUGUUUUGAGACAAACGGACGGCCGGUUUGUCUCCCUCUUGGAGGAGAAAGACCGGUUCUCAGUGAGGGAAGGCGGGGACCUAUUUGGCCGUCAUUUCCUCCGUUCGAUGGUGAGAACGGCGCGCGAAGAAGAGAAUUUGAGAAGUAUGAGCCGUUCCGGUGGUCAUAGUAUUCGGGCCCCAAGUAACUUCAAUCGUGGCCGGACGGCUUUUGGCGGGCGCGUCAACGGCAGAUUCCAUUCGAGUGGCAGAAGUGGAAUCUACCCGGGUAGUGGACCCAUCGACAACCAGCGCGGCAGUCAAAAGGGAGCUAGCGGAUCUGGUGCUAGUGACGCCCUACUGGCCGAGCCAAGUAUGGUUCCCUCUUGCCCUGGAGCUCACAAGCGACAUCCCGGUAAUUCUGCCUCCAACCGAUCGCCAGUUGACAUCGGCCACAGGCGAGACACAUCCGCAGAUCAAGUCGAGAUCCCUCAUCUUAGUCGCCUGGAGACUCUCGGGAAACGCUUCCGAGAGCAAGGCCUUUCGGAAGAAGUGGCGCAACUUCUGCUGGAUGGAAACCGUCAGUCCACAUCAGCUGCUUACGAAGCCGGAUGGGCAUUAUGGGGUGAUUGGUGCCGUCAAAAACAUUCGGAUCCCUUGUCGAAUGAUUUGAAUUCGAUUCUGCAAUUCUUGUCGGAGGCCUUCCUGAAGGGUAAAUCUUACAGUUCAGUGAAUAUCUUAAGGUCAAUGCUUUCAGUCACUUUGGAGCAAAUUAAUGGGAAAGGAGUCGGUAGCCACCCCCUCAUAAUUCGUCUAAUGAAAGGUAUUUUUUUAAAUAAGCCUCCUAAGCCGCGCUACGUAGCCACCUGGAACGUCGAUGGUGCGCUUAAAUUUGUCAGUGAUCUUGGGGAUAAUGCAAACCUCUCCUUGCUGGACCUCUCUAAGAAACUCGUAUUUCUUUUAUCGUUGUCAACCUUCGCCCGGGUCUCCGAGCUAGCCUCAAUUUCUAGGAACUCGGUCCAGUUUAGCGAGUGGGGAUCCACCUUCUCUCUAUCGAAGCUGCGUAAAUCGCAGCGCAGUGGAGCCUUGCCAGUGGUAAGAGUCGAGAAAUUUACAGGUGACCCCCGUUUAUGCCCGGUGACGUGCAUGAAAGACUAUAUCCAGGCAACAGACGGCCUGGUAGACGGCCGUUUCGGUGACGGACUCCUUAUCGCUUCGCGAAAGCCAUUUAAACCAAUUGGAGCCUCAACAGUGGCAAGAUGGAUUAAAUCUCUCCUAAAGGAGGCUGGAGUCGACGUAUCUACAUUUUCAGCACACUCAACUCGUGGAGCGGCGUCAUCUAAGGCCUUUAAUAAGGGUCUUUCGGUUGAAACCAUUCUUAAAACGGGCAAUUGGUCUACUGAAUCCGUUUUUUCCCGCUUCUAUAAGCGUGUCUCUAACUCAGAAUCGGUCGUAGACGUGGUCUUAUCAGUGACCAAUGACUGAAGUUGUGCGUCUAAGUCACAGUUAGAACGGAGCAUUUCUAAUUAUUGACAAUUAGAAAUUGCUCGAGGCCGCUUGCGGCCGUGGAGCAAUUGGAAUCGUUGAUAAUUUAAGAAUGCGACGUUUUAACUGGUUAAAACCCCACCCUAUCCCGCAGCCUACUAACACAAUUUUUCCUCACCACAGGAGUCAUUUUCGAGGGGGCUCCAGGAGAGGAUGGAACAGCUUCGGCUAAAAAGUCUGAGGCCCAGGCGCUACCCAAGGAAGGGAAGGGAGCGAUGUUCCUUUGUUUUUCUUUUGUUUUUCUUUUGUUUUUGCUUGGUAAUUAGCUGAAAAUACAAGGUCAACACA